Molecule: messenger RNA, 1295 nt
Organism: Phalaenopsis equestris
Lineage: Eukaryota; Viridiplantae; Streptophyta; Magnoliopsida; Asparagales; Orchidaceae
Product: protein JINGUBANG-like
Molecular function (GO): protein binding
Source: RefSeq, a predicted model, not a curated record
AUGUCCCCGUGGCACCAUUCCAUUCCGCCCGCCCUCAUCAUAGGCGGCUCCUGUGUUGAUUCUAGCAGCUGGUCUACGAGUUCAAUCCCUAGCGCCCCAAAGCAAGCCGUCGUGACUAGCCUUAUCGGCUCCCUCGUUCGGGAGGAAGGUCACAUCUAUUCUCUAGUUGCUGCAGGUCCUCUGCUCUACACCGGUUCGGAUAGCAAAAAGAUUCGGGUGUGGAAGAACCAGAAGGAUUACGCCGCCUUCAAGUUCAGCAGCGGUCUCGUUAAGGCCAUCAUUAUUGCCAGCGGAGACUGCAUCCUGACGGGGCAUCAAGACGGAAAGAUUCGGGUUUGGCGGAUAUCCUCCAAGGAUACCUCAGCCUACAAGCGCGCAGGCAGCCUACCUUGUCUCAAAGACUUGAUAAAGUGCUCCCUCAACCCAUCAAACUACAAGGAGAUUCACCCCCGUCAGAGGGCUCUUUGGAUUCGCUAGUGCGAUACCGUGUCCUGCCUCAGCUUCUGCGAAGAGCAGGGCCUCCUCUACUCCGGUUCAUGGGAUGAAUGCUUCGAGUCCGUGGUUGCACUCGAUGACGUCGUCAACUCUGUGGUGGCCGCUAGCUUCAACAGCUUCGUCUUCACCGGCUCGGCCGAUGGCAGCGUCAAGCUGUGGCGGCGGGAGCUGCAAGGCAAUAGAUGCAGGCACAAGUCGGCUCAAAUAUUGCUGAAGCAGGACAACGCCAUCACAGCUCUUGUUAUCAGCCCCAGGACUCCGGUCGUGUACAGCUCCUCCUCAGAUGGGCUGAUCAACUUCUGGGAGUGGGAGGGGGAGCUGCAGUUGUUCAGUCAUGGUGGGGUGCUGAGUGGUCAUAAACUGGCGGUACUGUGCCUUGCGGCAGCGGGCAGGCUGGUCCUCAGUGGAUCAGCUGACAAAACCAUCUUUAAGUGGAGGAGGGAGGGGGCGGGCGUGCACUCCUGCCUCUCUGUUCUCACCGGUCACUCGGGAACAGUGAAGUGUCUUGCAAUUGGGGAGGAGGAUAACAGGGAUCGGGAUGAUAGUGUUUCCCGCCUAGACCUAAACCUAGACCAUUCAUCAUCCUCUCAACGAUAUUCAUCCGCCGCCUGUGCCGCCACGUUCCUCCUCUACAGCAGCAGCCUGGACAAAUCGGUUAAGGUGUGGCGAGUAUCUAAAGUGCCGCCCGAACCGCUGCUCUGGAGUAUACACUCCUUCCCACUUGAUCCAAACUAGCAAAUUAUGAUCACGCUCGCCUGCACCUUCUCUGUGCCGAAUUUCCAUGCAUUGUCAUCUUCAAC